AUAACUACUUUAUUCAGAAAGGAUGUACAAAAGUGUUUUUGAACUUUUUAUUCAACAAAAAUCCCGUAUUUUCAUUAAAAAUAUUACAUUUUAGUACUUCACUUCUUUUAAUGAAGGAUUUUCCUCAGCAAAGCUGUGCGUUGCCCUCCCACGUGACCGUAUCUUAGCAACGGUAAGCGUGGGUAACGAGAGUGAAUAGGUAAAGAAAAACUAGACGUUCGCAUUGGCAACAAGCAGUAUUGCGUUCGUGUUCGUGUAUUAUUCAACUCAAAGGUUUUUUUAAACAACCCUUUGGCAUAGAUAAUGUUUUCGACUGCACAGAGACUAAAUUAGCCUGUCUAACCACCACGCGGAGAAGUUCUGUUCUGGUGUUUGCAUCUGUAAUAUCGUGAAUCUGGUUGUGGCCGGGACAAAUUCUCCAGCUUUUCCUCUAGCAAGUCACACAGAAUAAUGUCAACGACAAACGGGACAUCUACUGCAUCAGACAGGGCAGAUGCGGAAACUGAAGACGCAGGUGAGCAGAUAAACACAGAAGAUAAUCAGAUAGAGAAAGAAGUACACGAUGAAGAUGAAGAUGGAAGAAAUGAACUAACGUUAUACAGUCUGCAAGAGGAUACUGCAGGUUCCCAAGUUUACACAGCCACAUCACUGUCUGUCAUUCCCAAGGAGUCCAGAACCAAAACUCACCCACUGGUCCUUGAUUGGGCUUACGGGAUGAACCAAACUCUACCUGUUCUCAGUCUGCAGGAUGAAGACAGACUUGUCAUCUUGUACAUUUGUGCCCAUGUUGCUGUCAUGUAUGAUCACACAUCCAAUGCUCAGCAUCUUUUACAAGGCCACUGCAGUCCAAUCACAUGUUUGUGUGCUAGUGAGGACAGACGCUGGCUUGUGACAGCAGACAUGGGCCAGGAGAGUCUGGUUAUCAUAUGGGAUGCUUAUACUGGGAUUCCUGUGCGGACAUUGUUUGACUGUCAUCCAGAGGGUGGAGUUUGUACCAUGGCCCUAUCAAAGGAUUCAAAAUACCUGGUGACUGUUGGAGCUGGAGCAGUACAGCGAGUGUGUAUUUGGAACUGGACAGAAGAAAGUGAAAGCCCAGAAUGUCAAGUUGACCUCAGCCCAAAAUAUGGUUUCCAGAAUCAACUACUUUUUAAUCCCUUUGACAACACACAGUUGGUCAGCAACAGCAGCACUCAAAUUCUCUUCUACAACUGGGAAAGGGGACAUCUGGAAUACUCAGCUCCCGAAAUUACUGACAAGACCUUCAAUAUGGUGCUAGGUUCCCUGAGCCAGUCCAUCUUCUACUAUGAUGCUGUGCUGGCUUUUACAGCCACCUCAGCUGGGAAUAUAGUUCUCUGGGACAAGCAAACUCAAUCUCGUCAACCAGUAGUGAGGAAAGCCGUAAAACUUGUGCCUCUCCAGAAGGAAGCAAUCACUGUACUGACUUUGAUUGACAGUUUUAUAAUAACAGGCGAUGUGAAUGGCCACAUCAAAUUCUAUGAUGGAAAUCUCAAGCUCAUCAACGUGUACAAUGAGUUUAGUUUGGAUCCUAUCAGAUCCAUCUCCUUUUCCAAAGAAAAGCCGUCCAUUAGCGACCCAGGAUAUUCAAAAGACUGCACACUGGAUGCCAAGCCAUUUGUCAUAAGAAAUUUUGUUGUCUCCACAACUAAUGCAACUGCAGUACAUGUAAAUGCACAGAGAAAUGUUUCACAGACCCUUCUAAAGGAACAUUCAGAACCUCUAGGAGCAGUUGCCUGCCAUCCUAAACAGUCACUAGUAGCUAUGGGCAGCCACAGUGGCACCAUUAAGGUUUGGGAUUAUGAGCAUAAAGAAGCAGUCUGCAGCAGGGUUUUCCAGCCCCACAAACAGAUCCAGUGUAUUACCUAUGAUCCACAAGGUUUUUACCUGGCAGUGGGCUUUGCCAGUGGGGCUUUCCAGAUUGUUGAUGCCUGUACACUUCAGAGUGAUGGUAAAGAGUGUUUCCACUACAGUCAGGACAGCAUUACCCAUCUAACUUUUUCUCAGGACUCACGCUACCUGGCUGCCGCAGACACUGGAAAAGCUGUGACGUUGCUCCUUCGAUGUAAAGAGGGGACCCAGGAGGUUUGGAAAUACCAGGGCAGGCACCACUCGCAUUAUAAACCCAUUCAGGACCUGCUGUUUGGAGUGGAUUUAGACAGCAGUCAGCCUCGCCUCCUCUCUCUUGGCAUGGAUCGCUGGCUGGUGGAGUAUGAUCUGCAGAAUAGUGGUGAAGAUGGGUUGUUGAUUUUGAGUUCUGAACGUAUCGAACAGAGUGCUGUGCCCACCUGCAUGGUGUGGUAUCCUCCUUUGACACCUGAACACUUCCUCCUUACAGCUUCCAACUUGUAUAAGAUGAAGCUCUUCAAUGCUACCUCCAAAAUGUGCAGAAAAACAGUCUUCGGGCCCUCUUAUGGUUCUCCAGUGAAAAAGAUGGCCAUCCUACCUGCAUCUAAGGAUGGUGACCCUAAUUCUCAUUACAUGGCAUAUAUAACACAAGAUAAGGUUGGCAUUCAGAUUUUGCCUCUGGAUGGAAACCCUCACAAGUCCUUUGCAAUGAUCUGUCACUCAACAGGCGUCUCAACUCUGGCUUGCUCGUAUGAUGGUAGAUAUGCUUUUACUGCUGGAGGACAAGACUGCACCGUCUUCUCAUGGGAGCUCAAUUUGUCAUCAUUGGAGGCAUCAGCAGCUCUAGGAGGGAAAGACAUGGUGCCCUUCUACAAUCUUCUGGAAGGAGGGAGAGAUGGACACCUCUUCAGGGAAAUGGAGGAAUAUUUUUACUACUGUCAACUACAAAAUCAGGACCUUGACACCAUGGAAACACGGCUUGUGUCCACACGCAUAUCUUUAGCUGAUGUGCCCUUUUUAAUGAGAGCGCUUGGCUUCUAUCCAACAGAGCAAGAGCUGGAAGACAUGCAAAAUGAGGUGAAGUUCAGCCGCUAUGCUGAAACCAGAAAUUACGUGACGGACAUUGAUUUGGAGGAGUUCAUUAAGCUGUAUGUCAACCACAGACCUGCCUCUGGCAUUGCCAGACAGGAUCUGUGCAAUGCCUUCCAGGUGCUUGGAAAGCCAGACGAAAGGGGUAGAUAUACAAUUAACAGAAACGAACUGCUGGAGUUACUGCAGGCUAGAGGUGAACAUAUGACUGAGGAUGACUUGGCUGAAUGCUUUACAACUCUUGUAGGUAUUAGUGGAGAGGGAGCCAGUUGCACAGAGUCUCUAUUUGAGAGCGUGCUGCCUCCUGAAAUCAGCAUGGAGACAUUUGCCUUAGAUAUCUUGGGGUUGUCUGAAGCCACCCAGGAACUUCCUCAAGAACAUGGGCACGAUGAUGAUCUGUAACAUCUGAAACUUUUUGAAACAAAUAUUUCUUUUAUUGCAUUACAUUAUUCUUGUGGUUACUAAGGCUGUUCCUUCGGUGUAUUUUCAUAUUUUCUUGUUUUUACUUUUCUGGAACGCAGAUUGAGAUAAAAUCAUACGGAAAUAAACGUUGUUGUUUGACGACA
Carassius carassius (crucian carp) is the source of this 3518-nucleotide messenger RNA. Its product is annotated as cilia- and flagella-associated protein 251-like. The coding region runs from base 451 to 3354 and encodes 967 amino acids. Gene Ontology annotation, molecular function: protein binding. The transcript is spliced from 20 exons. Gene Ontology annotation, cellular component: sperm flagellum. The record is from RefSeq and is a predicted model, not a curated record. NCBI's taxonomy places the organism in Eukaryota, Metazoa, Chordata, Actinopteri, Cypriniformes, Cyprinidae.